GCAGGCGCAAGUGUCAUCCUGAACUCGCGCAGCAGCGGGUACUUCAGCGUCACUCACGGACUCGGUUUAUUUUAUUAAAUCGUUAAAACGGGCGCCAGUUUAACGGGGAACACAGUGGACCGGUCCGCGAGCACAGCGGGAGAACGGGCGCGCGACGUUACGGAGCGCGCGAGGCAAACCUCGGUUUGUGAAGGCGGAAGUGGAGAGUCAGGUGAUGAAGAGGAGUCGGGUGCUUCCACUUCUGGUGGGCGGAGUCUUCUGUGUGGCCGUGGUGUCGUUCUACCGUAUGUUGGAAAUGAUGCAGGGGGCGGAGCUACAACACAGCGGGGCGCCACCUGCUGGACACCUGGACGAAAGUGUGUUUCAGGACUUGUCCCGCCUCCAACUGAAGAUUGACAGGUUGGAACAUCUUCUCACCGAAAACAACCGCCUGGUGGCGACGCUGCGUAACUCUCUUCUCCAACACAAAGCAUCAUGGGAAACAAGGGGAAGAGGAGGAUCCAACAGCAGUGCAGACCCCGCCCACAACCAGGGCGACCCGCUCCCAGGCUGCCGAUUGGCUGACGAGAUGAAGGGUGGAGCCGAGGGUGUGAAGCUUCUGGAUGUUUACGACCUUUUACCCUUCGAUAACCCCGACGGCGGCGCCUGGAAACAGGGCUUUGAGAUCCGUUACCAAGGCAACGAGUGGAACGAGCAGCCGCUGGAAGUCUUCGUGGUUCCUCACUCACAUAAUGACCCGGGUUGGCUGAAGACCUUUGACCUUUACUAUGAGGAUCAGACCAGACACAUCCUGAACAACAUGGUUCUGAAACUGAGCGACGACAGCAGGAGGAAGAUGAUCUGGGCAGAGGUCAGUUAUUUCUCUAAAUGGUGGAAUGACAUCGACGAGCAGAAGAGGGCGCUGGUCAAACGGCUGCUGGAGGCGGGGCAGUUGGAGCUGGUGACGGGCGGCUGGGUCAUGGCGGACGAGGCCAACUCGCACUACUUCGCUCUGUUGGAUCAGCUGAUCGAAGGACACCAGUGGAUACAGCGCCACCUGGGUGUGAAGCCGAGCAGCGGCUGGGCCAUCGACCCUUUUGGCCACUCCCCUUCCAUGACCUACCUGUUGAAGGGGGCGGGGCUUCAGAACAUGGUCAUCCAGCGCGUUCACUACGCCAUCAAGAAGCACUUCGCUCGCCAACAGACACUGGAGUUUCUAUGGCGACAGAACUGGGACUCCUCGUCCCGCAGUGACAUCACGUGUCACAUGAUGCCGUUCUACAGCUACGACGUGCCGCACACGUGUGGUCCGAACCCGUCGGUGUGCUGUCAGUUCGACUUCCACCGCCUGCCGGGGGGGCGGGUCUUCUGCCCCUGGAGGAUCUCGCCACAGCCAAUCACAAAAGAGAACGUAGAGGAGCGAGCUCUUCUCCUAUUGGACCAGUACCGUCAGAAGUCCCGCCUCUUCCGAACGUCUGUCCUUCUCGUUCCCCUCGGUGACGACUUCCGAUUCGUCGACUCCAGCGAAUGGGACGCUCAGUUCAGUAACUACCAGAAACUGUUCGACUACUUCGAGCAGCAUCUGGAGCUCCAUGUCAAGGCUCGCUUCGGGACGUUGGCAGAUUACUUUGCGGCGCAGCAGAGGCAGCUGCGUUCGACUGGAGCGAAUUUACCCACGGUUAGCGGCGACUUCUUUACGUACGCCGACCGCGACGACCACUACUGGAGCGGAUACUACACGUCCAGACCGUUCUACAAACGCCUGGACCGCACGCUGGAGGCCACGCUCAGAGCGACAGAAAUCCUCUUCAGCCUUACGUUGGCUGAGAUGCGCCGUUUCCGUGGUGAUGGACGGCUAGUUGACGACUUCCCAGCUAAGGAACACUUCGGGCGUCUUACAGUGGGGAGGCGGAGCCUAGGGCUGUUCCAGCAUCAUGAUGCCGUCACUGGCACCGCCCGUGACCCCGUGGUGAUCGACUACGGCACCAGGUUGUUUCAUUCCAUCCUGAACCUGCGUCAAGUGAUGCAGAGCUCCGCCCACUGGCUGCUUCUAUUGGACAAGAAUCGGUACCACCAUGAUGACUCCAAACCCUUCCUCCUAAUGGAUGAUGUCAUAGCGGCACAUGAUGCUCUGCCUCAGAAAAUGCCGCUCAGACUCAGCGAUGAGCCCAGGUCACUGAUCGUCUUUAACCCGACUGAGCAGCGCCGCUCUUCGGUCGUCAAUCUUGUUGUCGACUCUCCUGACGCUCGGGUUAUUGAGGCGGAAUCAGGUCGACCAAUGGUGGCGCAGAUCUCAGCAGUGUGGGUGGAGCCGAGCCGUGCGUCCCCAGAGACAUUUCAGCUGUCCUUCAUCACUGAACUUCCUCCUCUGGCGCUCAUCGUGUAUCAUGUGACCAGAGCGCCUACCGGCUCCACCCCCCGGGCUCGGUACGUCUUCCUUCGUGGCGGCGAGGCGCCGACCGUCCAGACCAAACACUUUAGCGUGUCCCGCCCCCAGGGCCCCGAGGCCAACGCCCCCCUGUCACUUAGCAACAAGCACAUCCAAAUAUGGAGCUCUGGCCACACUGGGCUACUGCAGAAGCUCCGCCUCCAGUCCGGUCUGGUUCGUCAGGUGCAGGUCCAGUUCUUGUGGUACGGAACCAGAACCAGAGGGGACAAAAGUGGUGCAUACCUGUUCCUGCCGGGAGAGGACGGACCACAGCUCUACUCGUCCUCAGAACCUCCUCUGGUCCGGGUCACCUCAGGUCCAGUUUUCUCUGACAUCACUUCCUGUUUCCGACACUUCAAGCACACGGUCCGCCUGUAUCACCUGGAUGGGCAUGCUGGGAGGUCUCUGGAGAUUUCCAACACUGUGGACAUCAGGUCGGAGGUCAACCACGAGCUGGUCAUGCGUCUGGUCACCGACGUCUCCAGCGGCAACCGUUUCUACAGUGACCUGAACAGCUUCCAGAUGCAGCAGCGUCGGACCCUGUCCAAACUCCCCCUGCAGGCCAACUUCUACCCCAUGACCUCGGCCUCGUUCCUGCAGGACGACACGUCUCGACUGACUCUGCUGUCGGCUCAGAGUCAGGCCGUGGCGUCGCUGAGGACAGGGGAACUGGAGGUGGUGUUGGACCGGCGGCUGCAGCAGGACGAUAACCGCGGCCUGGGUCAGGGCGUCACCGACAACAAACUGACAGCCAGCCUCUACAACCUGCUGCUGGAGGACAGGAAGGGUGGAGCUCAGGAAGUGGGCGGAGCCGCAGUUGAACACCUCUCUCUGCUCGCUCACCUGGCCUCACUCUCUCUCUCUCACCCGCUCAUUAAUAUGGUCGCCCAUAGCGCUGGCCUGUUGCCAAAGCUCCGCCCCUUCCAGCCCGUUAGCUCCUCCCUGCCAUGUGACGUUCACCUGCUGAACCUGAGGACGCUGGAGGACGAACAGGAAGCAGGAAGUCCAUCACAGGAAGUGGCUCUGCUCCUCCACAGGAAGGGCUUCGACUGUAGCUCCGCCCCUGAGCCGCUCCCACAGUGCACGUGGAGCGUGCACGAGGAGGUGGACUCCGCAGACCUCCUGGCUCCCAUCAGGUUCCGGUCUCUCCGUCGUUCAGGUCUAACUUUGCUUCGCGGUGACGACGAGGACCUGGAAUCCGCUCGGCAACAGCAGCAGAGACGCAUCAUCAGCCUGCGUCCAAUGGAAAUCAGCGCCUUCAGGGCGGAGCUUGACUGAAGCAAAAAAAAAAGUGACCAAUCAGAGACGAGAUGAGCUGGAAAAAAUGAAUGUCGUACAUCACUGGUGUUAAAACUGUGAAUGAGGUCAAAGUUCAGCCAGGGGUGAACUCUGUACCCAAAGGUCAAAGGUCAAAGGAUCCAAAGCUGAUUUAUUUUAAAUGAAGUGUCGUCGAUCGAUCGCUGCUAUGGCAACACGAAGGGACCAAAACAAGUUGCUGUCAAUGUGUUGAACUGUAUGAGUGCGUUUCCAUGGUGACAGCCAAUGACAUGCCUCUGUUUGUGUGGGAUUGUGGGUAAUGUGGUGCGUGGACCUGCUGUUUCUCUUCACUGUGAAGUUAAAUGUUCUAUUUUUUAUGUAGAAAUGUCUUUAUUUUCUUCUUUUCUGAUAUAAUGUAAAAUGUUUUUGUAUCAGAACUAAAGGGG
This is a messenger RNA of Sphaeramia orbicularis (orbiculate cardinalfish), 4110 nucleotides long. RefSeq names its product alpha-mannosidase 2-like. Bases 215 to 3685 code for a protein of 1156 amino acids. Gene Ontology annotation, biological process: protein deglycosylation; mannose metabolic process; N-glycan processing. Gene Ontology annotation, molecular function: alpha-mannosidase activity; carbohydrate binding. The record is from RefSeq and is a predicted model, not a curated record. The transcript is spliced from 24 exons. Gene Ontology annotation, cellular component: Golgi membrane. Lineage: Eukaryota; Metazoa; Chordata; Actinopteri; Kurtiformes; Apogonidae.